This is a messenger RNA of Truncatella angustata, 2880 nucleotides long. RefSeq names its product GC-rich sequence DNA-binding factor-like protein-domain-containing protein. Gene Ontology annotation, cellular component: U2-type post-mRNA release spliceosomal complex. Gene Ontology annotation, biological process: spliceosomal complex disassembly. Lineage: Eukaryota; Fungi; Ascomycota; Sordariomycetes; Amphisphaeriales; Sporocadaceae. The coding region runs from base 1 to 2880 and encodes 959 amino acids. The transcript has a single exon. The record is from RefSeq and is a predicted model, not a curated record. Gene Ontology annotation, molecular function: nucleic acid binding.
AUGUCUUUCGACCCCGGCAACAUCUCGAAAGCCGAUGCAGCUGCCUAUUCUUCCUCUGAUUCAGACAUCGACGACGACCGCCUGGACGCACCCUCCGCCGACCCCCGGUCCGAUUAUCUUGAUGAUUUCAAGCCACGCAAACGUCGCAGGGUUGGAGGUAAUGCCAAGGAGAGCGCUGCUUUGGGCAUUUUCGGCUCCGACAGCGAGGGCGAAGGAUCAAGUCGCGGGCGGAACGGCAAAAAGAAUUUGAGAUUUCAGAACAUGAGUUUUGUUUCUGCUGGUCGCCAGAAGCCUGAUGCCGAGGAAGAGGAUGACGAAGACGAGGAUCAAGACCUGGUCGAAGAUCUCGAGUACGCCGAGCCUGCUCGGUUUGGUCUGGGAAGCAAAGCUACCGCUGCUCCCGGCGAACAAGGAUAUAACGACGACGACGACGACGACGACUAUGAUGAUGAUGAAACAACUACAGCUGGUAUUGGGCUCGGUUUCAAAUCUGCUGCCGGAGGACUAGGCUGGGGAACACCGACACAGACGAGAGCCCCCAUGUCCUUCACAAAAAGUAGCGACACACAGUCUCAAUCAGCAGUUAAUUCAUACAAUGCGAGCGCACCCUUAGGGAGUGGCUUUGUGCCCUCUUCUGCAAGGGAGCCCAUGCUCAAGCCCGAGUUUCGCGAUGCACCAAACACACCAAAGCAGGCACCGAAACCGAGCGUCUUUAGCAAAGGGGCUGGUGGAGGCGGCGCAAAGAUGAGCUUCGCCCAAAGAAUGAUGGAAAAGAUGGGCUACAAGGAGGGACAAGGUCUAGGUGCUGAAGGGCAGGGCAGAGAUGUCAUCAUCGAGGCUGUUUUACGACCUCAAGGUGUCGGUUUGGGUGCCGUCAAGGAGAAGUCAAAGCAAGAACGAGAUUUGGAAAGGCGACAGGCACGAGAACGCGGAGAAGAAGUGAUCGACUCGGACGACGAGGAGAGGAAGAAAAAGAAGCUGCGCGAGAGGAGGAAAAAGGGCCUCGAAAGUGGUUCGGCGAGUGGUAGUAGCACACCCAAGCGACCAAAAACCAGGUACCUCACCGUCAACGACAUCAAGAAGGCUGCUCCUGGAUUACAUAUACCUGACGCAUUUGCUCCUAUCCUGGACAUGACCGGGCCAGGGAAGAAACUGCUCACACCCGGAUCUGGCCUCAUGACACCGAACGCCGGCACUGGUACAGAAGUCGCUGAAAUCACCGAAGCACGAAAGCUGGCUGGCCGAGCUCAACGCGAUCUCAGUGCGUUCGUUGACGAAUGGAAAACACUGGAAGAGAGGAAAGCCUGGCUGGACAUGGAGGGCUACCAACGUCAACAAGAACUGGAUGAGUUCCAAGGUGACUUUGAGAAGAUGCAAAUUGUGGCUUCGACUCUGGACGAAAUCUCCCGGGCAGCAACACAAAGAGAGUGGGAUCCCGUCAUUGUUGGCCUGAGACGAAUUGAAGCAUCUGGAGCCAUCGAUGAGGACCUGUCAGCUGUAGCAGUCGGCGCAAUCCAUCCAUUCUUGCGAGAUGCGGUACAGGGGUGGCAACCCCUCGAAGAUGCCAAGCUAGGCAACUUUGCUGACGACCUGACUUCUGUUCAAGGAGUUUUGUGUUUGAAGAGCACGAAGGCGUCAACUAACGCUGUUACGAAAUGGGAUCAGGACCUGGACAGUACACAUCGGCAACACCAAAAAUCAACUACACCGUACGAAAGCAUGGUGUACAAGGUUCUAUUUCCGAAGUUGGUCACAACGAUUGCACAACAGUGGGACGUGCAUGAUCCCACACGUCUAUUAAGCGUAUUCGACAGAUGGGAACCUCUCUUUCCCAGUUUUGUUCGUGCGCAGCUUAUUGAACAACUGGUCCGACGACUUGACGAAGCCAUCAGUAGUUGGAAGCCGAAGAGCAAACAAAGGCACAACCUGCCACAUGCUUGGCUAUUCCCGUGGCUACAGCACCUCCCACCUUAUCAUCUAGAGCCUCGAGGAACUGGCAUUGUCGCUGACGUCCGUCGAAAGUUCCAGAAGCUCAUUCGAGACUGGCAAUUUGAUCGUGGAGUUAUACCAGGGUUAUCACAAUGGAAAGAUGUUUUCCGGCCAUCGAAAUCACAAGACCAAUGGAAGCCUCUUGUUAUGCACCACAUCCUGCCCAGUAUGGCCAAGUAUCUUCGUGUCAACUUCCGGGUUGAUCCAGCGGAUCAGGAGCCCUAUCUACCCAUGCUCAACGGAGUGCUAAAAUGGAGCGACAUCUUGGCUCCUUCAAUGAUCGCCGAGGUCAUCGUUGCUGAGGUUUUUCCCAUGUGGCAAGAUGUCCUUCACCAAUGGCUUACAAGUGAUGACGCCAACUACGAAGAGAUUGGUGCAUGGUUUGAGUGGUGGCAAGAGACAGCACUUGCGGAACUUUCUGGUUCGGAAAGCGUGGCUGCCGAGUUCAAACGCGGAACGGAAAUGAUCUCAAAAGCGUUGGAUCUUGGUGAUGCAGCCAAGCAGCUCCCCAAGCCCGACGGUCAGCCUGCUCAUCGACCAAAACCACGCUCCACGCAAUCUAUUGGUGUGCCUGUGGUUCCCAUCGCCAGUCCUGUAACUGACUUUGUUGAGAAGUCAUUUCGCGAAGAGGUCGAGGAUUGGUGCAACGAGAACGAUCUUCGAUUUAUUCCUACUCAUAAGACUACAAGCUUUGGUCAGAAGUACUACCGUCUUACUGCCCGUAUGGAUGGCAAGGGAGGCGUCCUGGCCUUUUUCGAGAAGGGUGCAGAUAUCUUGGUUGCUGAAGGUCGAAAACAGGUGUUUGAGCUCAAGCGAGACCAGAAGGAUGAUCAGAACCAGGUUACUGAAUGGUUCAUGCUACUUGCUCAUCUUGAAAACGAGAAUAGAUAA